AUGUGUGUAUAGUGAAUUAUUUUCGGAAUGUGCGGUUAAUUUUAUUUAUUUUGUAUUUUAGACACAUAUGUGGUGCUUUAUAAGUGAUCAAUCCCGAGUUUAUUUAAGUGGUCUUCCCUUGUUAAACCUGUUCGACGAUAAAUGCUUCCUUCUCGAUUCCAACUUCCUGCUUGAUGCGUUCAAAUGUUCCUUACUGAAUACACAUGAGGGAUUAAACCAGCGUCACGAACGCUGAGCUUGCACCAUGGACCCGGACACCACGGACUGGCUGCGAGAGACUUUACGGAGUGUGCAAUUGGAACAGUUUUAUUUACCAAUCAGGGAUCAACUACAGAUAACAAGGUUGGCUCACUUUGAUUAUGUACAUGAGGAUGAUUUAGAACAAAUUGGCAUAGCUAAGCCUGCAGUGCGUAGGCUCUUAGAAGAAGUAAGAAAAAGGAAGCAGAAAUUAUGGAUUCAGAAGUUUUGGACGAAAAUAUUUGGGACUACUUCAAAUUCAGUAGCUAAGGAGAAAGCGGGUUUAGCACCUGCAACACCUACAGCAGCCGUUGGAAGAUCAACGUGUAUUAUAUUAGAACAAGAUAUUAUGCUCCAGAAUGAAUUAGGAAGUGGGUCAUUUGGUGUAGUGAGAAAAGGCGAAUGGCGAAUGCCGGACUCAGGAAAGACUGUGGCAGUAGCUGUGAAAGUGUUGAGAAAUGAUGUCUUUUCUCAAACUGGUGUCUAUGAUGACUUUAGACGAGAAGUUGAAGCUAUGCAUCAGUUGAAUCAUAACAAUCUAAUUAAACUGCAUGGUGUGGUGUUCCAUCCAUUGAUGAUGGUCUGCGAGUUGGCCCCCAUGGGUGCUUUACUAGAUUACAUUAGAGCCCAAAACGGGAGAAUCUCACUGAAGUUUAUAUCAAAAUGGUCAGAGCAAGUGGCAGGGGGCAUGGCAUAUUUAGAAAAAAGUCGAUUUCUACAUAGAGACUUGGCAUGUAGAAAUAUUCUGCUAAGCAGACUAGACUUGGUAAAAAUCGGCGACUUCGGAUUAAUGCGAGCACUAUCUGACGCCGAUGAGUUCUACGUGAUGAGCGAACGGCGGAAAGUCCCAUUUCCAUGGUGUGCACCCGAGUCCCUACGGCAUAAACAGUUCUCGCACGCCUCCGAUGUGUGGAUGUUUGCUGUGGCCUUAUGGGAAAUGUAUUCAUUUGGAGAGGAGCCGUGGAUUGAUUUAAACGGAUCGGAAAUACUGCGACGGAUAAUGAGAGACGGGCAACGCUUGGCGGCGCCAGCAGCCUGCCCACCAGACGUUUACAUGCUCAUGAUGCAAUGUUGGGACCUGGAACCCAAGAAGAGGCCUACCUUCGAGGGCAUCCUGCGGUACAUCCAAGGGAAUAAGUUUGAGACCGCCAUAGCUGCGCUAAGUUACCGUAAACAAGACCAGAUGACGGUGGAGGCGGGGGACGCGAUCGUGCUGAUAGACAGGCGUCCGGAACUGCACUGGUGGAAGGGGCAGAAUCAGAGGACUAUGGAAGUGGGAUUGUUCCCUAGUACCAUCUUGAAACCAAUUAAAAGCAAAAUAGUGCCGGGGACGACCUUCAAGAAGACAUCGCCUUCAAAUAAAGCUCAAAGCGCAACAUCGCCGGUCGCAUCAGACGACUCAGCGGUGGUACUACGAAACAAGCGACGAACAAUCGAAUCCACACAACCGCCGAGCACACGGGCAGCGAACGCCGGCAGCAAACAUUUCAACUACAACAAGCUCAUCAAUGACCGCACGCUAGCGCUGAAGAAGUUAGAAAGAGGAGUGCAUUCGAAGAGCUUGUCCCAAGUGAGAACUGAUCUCCUGAUCGACUUGGACAUGCCGCCGGCGACGCGCAUGAGCGUGCCCGCUGCCAAGACCUCGAACAACUUUUCGUUAUUGGACGAGCCUAUUGAUGUGCCAGAAGCCAAUCGAUUAGCUGACUGGGGCGAACCAAGCACAGACAGUCUACCGAACUACCCGCAAUCCCCGCGAACCCAGAGCGCGAAUCUCUACGGAGCCAAGUCUCUAGAUAACCUGUUUAUAUCUCAAUCACUAAGUGAACCAGAUCCCUUCGACACUUCCCAGUGCUGGACCGUUACACCACCGACCCAGGCCCGACCGAACUAUACUUUACAAGGUGAAUUCAGUACUGAACACACUCAGGAAUCUCAUAAAUACUCGAAUAAUUAUACACCAGCCACUAGUUCUACCGUAGAAAAUAUUUAUAACAACGCACCCGCCUAUCAAAGUAGCUCUAGUUUAGUCCAUAAUACCGGCAGCGCGACGCUUCCAAAUAAUUCUAGUAAUAACCGAUAUGGAGCUGUCCCCAAUAAUUCUAACUAUGGAACGGUUCCAAACUCAAGUGCCAACUAUGGUAUGCUUCCUAACAAUACUGCUAUACCUAAUGGGUUACUAUCGCAUAGUUCAAACGUAGCCCCCUACGGUUUACCACCAAAUAAUACAUAUUCAAACACAUUGUCAGAAGAAAAUGCGUCAUCAACCAAAACCAUUACCGAGGCUCUAAGAGACAUAUCCCUGGACGAUAAAAUCUCUGAAUCCCUCAAUCUUAGAUCGAAAAACACAAAUAGCGAAAACAUUUACGCAAAUCACAAUGUGAACGAUGGCCCGUCCACGUCGGCCGCGCCUGCCGCGGGCCGCGACGCGUUCGGCAUGCCGAUCUACGGGAACUUCGACGCUAAUCCCGCACAGCGGCAGUUUAUCUUAGAAACCGAGGAAUUCUAUUCAAAACGAUCGAGCAACUACGAUAAGAACAUCUUCGUACCCGAAAACGAGAACGAAAAUGAGAAGCUGCAGAAUUUCAGCGAAUCCGAUAGCACAAAGAAGUAUUUUGCGGCGAAAUACGAUAGUUCAUUUUAUUCGGGCGGCAGUUUCAGCAGCGCUUCGACGUCGCGCGGUAAUUACAACUACGCUGUGCCGAAUGACGCAUCCAGUAACAUCUACUCGGAGAUCGGCGACACGGAGAGCGUGUACGGAGCGAGUGGCGACUACAGCGACGCGCGGCGGUACGACGUGGUGUGCGACACGGCGCCGCCGCGGCCGCACCGCCCCGCGCCGCCUUGCCCUUUCCAGCCGAAAUAAACUGUUGGCAUCUUUAGAUAGUCUCAUAAAAUGCAAUUCAAAUUGGAAUGUUAGUUAUUAUGAUAAGUCCGGACUGUAAAGAAUGUUUUUCUCAGACGUGCCAUUAAAUACGAGUAAAUGUGACUCUUGCCUCAAAUUGGCACGAUAUUGUGCUAUGUCAAAUCAACAGUUUGGUUACCGAUAUGCAAACGAUUUGUCACAGUUUGGAUGUAUUCCGUUUCUUUCUAGCUGUUUUCUUUAGCUGGGAAACACGACCAUCAUAUUAUGGCUCGUCCGUUUAUCUUAUAAGAAAAGACACGAGUGUUAUCAAGGCGUUGGAUUAACCCUUAUAAGGGUCCCCAGCAAGGUCGGUUCUCCAUACAACCGUAGUUACCCUCUCAUUUUAAAACGACUAGCUAUAUUGCUCUGAAUAUGGUAAGUCGUGUAAUUAGUUUAUGUAGCUUCAGAUGCCAUAGUUUAAAAAAUACAGCGAAUUAAAAUUUUUCAUCCAAAACUUCUUUUUGCUGUAUUUCGUUUGUUUUAUAAACUGACUAGAUAUACCUCGUGUCAUUAAAUGUGUAAAGUUUCAUUACAAUCGAGCACGUAGUUUUAAAAUGAGAAUGAAACUCCGUUAGCAUGGGAAGGUUAAAUUCAGCCGAGCUUACCGGGGACUCUUAAUAGGGAUGGACGUUAGAAAUUACGUAAAAUUAAACUACACCAUUUUUAAAUAAAGUCCAAACUAUGGUGGUAAAUAUACGCCCCUUGCUAUUAAAGGUUAAGAAAGGUUAUUUAAGAAAAAAAUUGAAACAACUGAAAAAUAGCUCUUAUAUUAAUUUAGAACUGAAAUCAUCUUCCAUAAAAUAACCUUAAAAACCAAUGAAAAUUCUCGUAGUAAAAUAACAACAAAGAAAUACCGCAUGCACUCUGUAAGUCACGCAUCACCUCAUCCCAUGAGAUUGGUCAUGAGAACCUUCUCAUUAUACGAAGCGAUAACGAUUGUCACCUGACAAUCCAAUCCAAUCCUGACAAUGGCCAUCGCUUCGAAUAAUUCCUCCAUAUUAGUGCGACAGUGACAGAUGCGUUUCGUUCGCCACGGACCGUGAACGAUAUGCACUAAUAUGGAAGAGUGAUAGAGAGAGAUGACUACGCUACGCUACGGAGCGUUAACGAUUGUAACGUUGGCUACGCGGCCUAGUGGUAUAUGAUUGGGAUUUUCCAGUUCGACUUCUAUCACCACGAUCGUUAUAUCGUUAUAGUAUUAUAUUAUGUAUUGUUGACUAAAUUACAUAGCCCUGAAAGUCAGAAGUGAAGUCAACACACUUCAAAUGGAUAACUAUAAUCCCAGCGAACGUACUGGGGUCAUUCUACGCAAAUACGAAUACGCAUUACGAUUGAAUGAUGACAAAUAAAUAGGCGGGUCCACACACGGCGAGCAUACACGCGAGGCGAUUUCCUCACGCACAAAACAGCCGAGGCACGUCUACACUGGCCGUACUCAGUAUGGACCCGGCUAAUAAAUAAUGAUCACAUAUUUGUAGACGUAUGCUCUCAGAACAGUCAUUCAAUGGUUCGAACAUCUUUUUUGAUGGAUGAUUAUGAUAUCUUCGCGUCUAUCCGCCUAGUGUUUGCAGCUGUGUUUUAUAUGACAAUGAACCGUUUUAAAUUUAUAUCUCCAUAGUAUUUACGUUUUACUCGAACAUCUCACGGUGCCUCACUACUAAGUACCUGUUAGAUUAGUUGCUAAUAUAAUGUUAAAAUAUGUCUCCCCUGCAACUUUGUGUUAUUUAUUAAAAUUGUUUAUGUUUUUGUUGUAUAACUAUGAUUCUUUUAGAUUGCAUCGUUCUCAAGUAAAAGGAUAUUGCGAUUGGCGUUUACAUUGCAUGCACUUAGUAUCGUAUUUACAUAAGGCUCCUUUUUUCUAAGAACGACACAAUAUUUUAAUAUUUGACACCGAGAGGCUGCAUAAUUGGUUGUACUUAAUGAAUGCAGCUAGUUUAUACUUGUCUUGAUAUUUUGAGAUUGUAUUAUAGUACUAGUAUUAACCUUUGUUCGAGAUAUUAUGCUUUGAUAUUCAUUGUAAUACUUUUUCCAACAUUUUUUGUGCGUAUUCGCAAAUGUUUUUAAAUCAUUAGUGUUACAUCACAAGUAGGUAGUUAAUUGUAUUAAUUUAAGAGUAGUUAUCUAAAUAUUAAACUGGAUUCUUAGAACAUAUUAAAUUUUACGUAAAGAUAUUCUGGAAAAACACAAAGGCAUGCUGAAAGCUUGAAAUUUUAACGUGAUUCAAGGAUCGAAGGAAGCAAAGAAGGAGAAAAGUUUGAGAACGAUUUCUACUCGGACGAAGUCGCGGGCGAGGUUAGUAAUAGUAUAUGUCGACUUGUAGUUACAUAAAAAUAAUGGAAAAGUAUAAAGAAAAUUAAGUCACAUUAAAGUCAAAUUAUGUGACUUAUAUGUUGUUCCUGACUUAAAUGGAAGUGUGAAGUUUCUUCUAUUUUGGUGCUGAUGACUAUAUAUUUUCUGGGACUGCAUCUAAAGGGUCCAGUGCAGACAAAUUUUAAACUAAUUGAAAUCAACUUCAAAGACUACAGUCGACGUUAACUUCGAAGAUAUGUUUACAAAUUUACGUAACUCGAUAGUAUGAAUUAAAUAUGUUUGACGUUGACUGUACAGAUUGAACAUGUAUAUAGACUAUUUUUGACAAUUACAUUUUAAAUGUCGUUAUUUGUCUAGAAAUAUAUUCCUAACUAUAUGAAUCUACUGCUGUAUGUGGUGUACGUCAAGUGUAUUUUAAUGGUUAUAAAAGCAACCUUCCGCUGUGCGGUAGGUGCGAAGUUCAUGUUAAAGUGGCAAUGACACUGGGGACAAAGGUACAUUGAUUGAGUAAGAUGUAUCAAGUCUAUGAUUAUUUUGUGAAGCCUGACCGAUGAUAAAUGAUCACGCGCCAUAUUGCGGAAUUUCGUUGGAACUAAAUUUUUCAUACUGAACUGAACUGUCACCCUAUACCUACAUGAGAAUAACAGCGCCCUCUUGACAAUUUCUGGUCGGGCUUUACGAAGAAUUUGAUGUCCAAACCAGAAAAAUUUGUAAGGCUCCGUACAUUACGUGGUUAUUCUGAAUUCUGACUGUCAAAGGUUGACGUUUGACAAUUCAGUAACCACAGAAUAUAUGGCGCAGUACAAACAGCAACACUCCUAACUGUUCAUCGGUGGACUUUAUGUCUUUUGUAAUAAGGUCCACCGAUGGAUCAGAUCGAAUUAACAAGUGUGGGCAAUUGUACAUUUGACUCGGCUAUCAAACUAGAGGGCACGUUUUAUUCUAUGUUACAAUGAAUAACUCUUUACUGAGGGUUUUUGUGUAACUCUUCUCAAUGACAGUAACGGAUACCUCUCGGAUCAGCUUAAUAAGAGAAGCAGUUUUACUUACUAGAAAGAAGCGGACUCCUAAACAAAAUAUUUAUGUUUUACUUGAACUAUUUUCAACUUUUAAUGAGAUCUAUCUGAUUUAUUAUAUGUCUAUAACUCUACAUUUAGAAAGAUAAUAAUAUAAGAUAAAAAGCUGUUGCAGCAAUUCUUUUCUGUAUUUCGGUCUGUCUUUACUUCGAGUGUUCGUUCAUUGUAUUAAUGUGUAAGGGCUUAGCCAUUACGUUAAGUACCUAUCUCAGUGGUGGGCAAACUUUCUUCAUGGGGGGACAGAAAAUUAAAAAAAUUCGGAGAGGGCCAGAACUGCAGAAUAAAUGCAUUUUUAUUUGUAACCGUUAUGUCGCGAGCCAUAUACUAAUUAUUUCGAAGGACCGGCUGCGGGCCAGAGCUGGCCCGCGGGCCGUACUUUGCCCACCACAGACCUAACCUAUACUGUGUACCUACUGAUUGGGAGUAUGAAUCAUGUUCAAUAUUUAUGUUUACUUGUUCACAUCGGGAAAGGGAGGAAGAUACAACUCAAUAUAAUGUUACAUGGUGCAAUACAAUACAUCACAAGAAAUGUUAAUUAUCGAAAUAAUAUGUAACUAUUACACAAUUGAGAUAUUAUUCUAGAAAACUUGUAAGGCAUUGCUUUACAUUUUAAAAGGUGUGAAAGGAUUUUUAAGAGAUGACUGAUUAUUUAAAAAUUUGUGCCUAUUUUUUGUACAAAUGUUUCAAAUUGUUUACUGUCUAAGGAGUAUGAUCGCGUUUUGUAUCCGACGUAAAUGUAAAGAAUGUAAAGAUGAGAUUAAUGCGAUUGUGCUAGCUAGUCUGUUACCCCUAUUUGUUGAAAGUGCUAUCUCCACACUACUUUGUUCAUCUGACAAUAUUAGCAUCGAUUUGAUCGAUAGAAGCGAAGUAUGUUUCGGCUAAAAUAGCGCGAGUGUGGGAGUAGCAUGAGGUAUGUUUUUUACGGAGUGUCUAUAAACUGUACAGUCUAAAGUAAAAGUAAGUUGUUUAAUAAAAACUUAUUGGCUUCGUAA
This is a messenger RNA of Cydia pomonella (codling moth), 7517 nucleotides long. RefSeq names its product activated Cdc42 kinase Ack (gene Ack). Gene Ontology annotation, molecular function: ATP binding; protein binding; protein tyrosine kinase activity. The coding region runs from base 245 to 3100 and encodes 951 amino acids. Gene Ontology annotation, biological process: protein phosphorylation. The transcript has 10 exons. The record is from RefSeq and is a predicted model, not a curated record. NCBI's taxonomy places the organism in Eukaryota, Metazoa, Arthropoda, Insecta, Lepidoptera, Tortricidae.